GUUGAUCAUGGCAUUCAAAUAAGUGAUCCCCCUUCAUUCCCCGGAUCAUCAUAAACACAGAUUGUUCCCUCCCCCCCCGCUUGUUCUUCCUUCUCUCGACUUCCAUCCACUCUACUAACACCAUGGGUUAUACUGCAAAGGCAACUAUUCCACUCAUUCCUCUGGCCCGAGAUUCGGUCCUUUUGCCUGGAGUCACGCUCAGGAUCUCCGUGUCGAACCGUGCCGACAUACCUCUCCUCAUCUCCUCAGCCUUUCAAAGAGCUUCUAGAUCAAGAGCAGGAACUGCCUCUCUUCCUGUUGGCUGUGUCCCUAUCAACUCCCCUUAUCUAAGCGCGGAUGGGAGAGAACUGCUCGACAGUUCGAAGAAAGAGAGUAGUGGCCACAUCGAACAUGAUAUCGAUCCCAGCAAUGCGACCAAGAAAGAUUUAUUCAAGUACGGUACCUUAGCGAAGAUCAUUGGAGUACAAGGCAACUCCAAUGCGGAUCCAUACUUGGUCGUCGAAGGCGUCCAACGGUUCAGGAUAGAUAAGAUCAGACACGAGAAGCCAAACUUCGAGGCCGAAGUCACAUUUUACGAGGAUGAGGUGCCAGAUCUCAACGAUGGUGACCUACGCGCUAGUUUCACACGACUUAAGCAACGAUCUCGAGAACUUUUGACCUUACUUCGAUUGUCCUCCCUCUUCCGGCCUGCGUCGAUGGUCCUCUCGCCACUCAUUGUCCGCCGAUUUGAGCUGUACAUUGGAAAGAAAGAUCUUUCUCAGGCCGGCCAGCUUGCGGACUUUAUGACAGAUAUUGUGGAAGCAAGUUAUGAAGAGAAAUUGCGCGUAUUGAGCACCUUGGAUUUGCACGAGCGUCUGGAACGUGUUCUGGCCCUUUUGAACAAGCAGAUUUCGGGCAUCAACGGGAACAUCAAGAUCACUUCGAUCACUUCGACAACGCUACCUUCCAACAUUGGGGUGGACAUCUCCGACCUCAACCAAAGCCAGCGCGAGGCUCUUGCCAGGCGCGCGCUGUCCGGGUUGAACGGUAUGACUCCUCCGGGCAUGCCAGGUGCACGAGGGGGCGAAGGAGAUGAAGAUAAUGAGGUCAACGAAGUCGAAGAGCUCAAAAAGAAGGUUGCUGAGGCCGGAUUGUCACCAGAAGCUCAGAAAGUUGCCGAUCGUGAACUGAAGCGCUUGAAGAAGAUGAACCCUGCUAACGCGGAGUAUGGGGUCAUACGUACUUACGUCGAGAACCUGGUUGAGAUUCCCUGGACCAAGGUGACUGAUGACCAAUUGGGAGCUGACACUCUCGCCCGAGCUCGUAAGCAACUUGAUGACGAUCAUUACGGCUUGGAAAAGAUUAAGAAGAGAUUACUUGAAUACCUUGCAGUCUUAAAGCUCAAGCAGUCUGUCAAUGCCGAUGUCGAUCAACAAAUUGCUAGAUUGACCAAGCAACUUACUCCUACGCAAGAAGGUGAGGAGAGAGAGGUCGAGCAGAUUCCGGACAACGAGAAGGAUGCUGCUACUGCUAAACUGCAUGUUCUCAAGUCAAAGCGAAUGGUCGAUAAGUCACCAAUCCUUCUACUAGUUGGACCCCCUGGCACUGGCAAGACGUCUCUGGCAAAAUCGAUUGCUCUCUCCCUGGGUCGCAAGUUUCACAGAAUAUCCCUUGGCGGUGUUCGGGAUGAAGCAGAAAUCAGAGGCCACAGACGGACCUAUGUCGCUGCAAUGCCAGGUCUCAUCGUGAGCGGCCUGAAAAAGGUCGGGGUCGCGAACCCUGUCUUCCUGCUUGAUGAGAUCGACAAAAUCAGCACAAAUAAUUUCCAUGGUGACCCAUCUGCUGCUAUGCUUGAAGUCCUCGAUCCUGAACAGAAUCACAGCUUCAACGAUCAUUACGUCAAUAUCCCCAUGGACCUGAGUAAAGUUCUCUUCAUUGCAACCGCCAACUCCCUCGACACUAUCCCUGCGCCACUUCUCGACCGUAUGGAAACCAUCCAACUGUCUGGCUACACCACUAUCGAGAAACGUUACAUCGCCAAGCAGCAUCUUAUCCCUAAGCAAGUCCGUACUAACGGUCUCUCCGAUGGUCAAGUGGUCCUGCCUGACGACGUUAUCGACACCAUUAUAACAUCCUAUACCCGCGAGUCUGGCGUGCGUAACCUUGAGCGCGAAAUAGGCUCAGUGUGCCGAUACAAGGCUGUACAAUAUGCUGAUGCGAGAGACGCAAAUGACACCAGCCCCAGUAAAUAUAAUCCCACCGUGACCGUGGAUGAGCUCGAAGACAUUUUGGGGAUUGAACGCUUCGAGGAAGAAAUUGCCGAAAAGUCUUCGCGGCCCGGUGUCGUCACAGGGCUUGUGGCAUACUCGUCUGGCGGGCAGGGGAGUAUAUUAUUUAUCGAAGUGGCUGAUAUGCCUGGCAAAGGCCGUGUGCAACUCACUGGGAAACUGGGCGAUGUGCUCAAGGAGUCGGUUGAGGUUGCGCUCACGUGGGUCAAGGCGCACAGUUAUGACUUGGGCCUUACCCACGACCCUCAUGAGGACAUUAUGGAGAAGCGUGCUAUUCAUGUUCAUUGUCCUGCGGGAGCGGUGCCCAAGGAUGGACCCAGCGCUGGUCUAGCACAUACCGUUGCUCUGAUCAGUUUGUUCAGUGGAAAGAGCGUGCCGCCUACGAUCGCCAUGACGGGAGAAGUCAGUCUGCGUGGCCGCGUCAUGCCGGUCGGUGGUAUCAAAGAGAAACUCAUUGGCGCACAUCGUGCGGGAGUCAAGAAGGUUCUUUUGCCUGCACAUAACCGUAAAGAUGUGAAGGAUGUGCCUGACGAGGUGAAGCGCGAGAUGGAGAUUGUUUAUGUCAAGCAUGUUUAUGAGGCGCUCCGACAGAUUUGGCCCGAAUCACAAUGGGCUUCAGACAGAUAUUUUGCCGAGGUCGAAAGUCGGUUGUAGAUUGUGGACGUUGGUGGUGUUGUUUAGAAGAUCUGACAUUGCAGAACUUGUAUUAGCAGAGCGAGUGAUUCAUGUGGGGGGGUGGUUUGAAUAUCAUCUUCAUAGUCAUGCAAUUACUUAAGUCAUUAUCAUGAUUAGUUGAUCUUGACGAAGAUUUUCGCUUUCUCUACUCAGGGCGAGGAUGAGUUUCACAGUACUUCGCAGUUAGUUGCGUCAGGCAUAUUGGCUCAACAUCAAGUAGACACCCGAGUUCACACAGGAUCGCAUGACGAUCGG
Molecule: messenger RNA, 3197 nt
Organism: Exophiala oligosperma
Lineage: Eukaryota; Fungi; Ascomycota; Eurotiomycetes; Chaetothyriales; Herpotrichiellaceae
Product: ATP-dependent protease La
Exons: 2
Coding region: 123-2921 (932 amino acids)
Biological process (GO): protein quality control for misfolded or incompletely synthesized proteins; protein processing; protein targeting to peroxisome
Cellular component (GO): peroxisomal matrix
Molecular function (GO): ATP-dependent peptidase activity; serine-type endopeptidase activity; ATP binding
Source: RefSeq, a predicted model, not a curated record